Messenger RNA from Cannabis sativa, 2140 nucleotides. RefSeq names its product putative pentatricopeptide repeat-containing protein At5g43820. Gene Ontology annotation, molecular function: protein binding. Lineage: Eukaryota; Viridiplantae; Streptophyta; Magnoliopsida; Rosales; Cannabaceae. The transcript is spliced from 3 exons. The record is from RefSeq and is a predicted model, not a curated record. Bases 480 to 2126 code for a protein of 548 amino acids.
AAAUAAAAUUAAAAAAAAAAAAAACACCCUUUUCGUUUUCUCAGUCCUCAAGCUCAAGCCUUCCUCCGCUAACUCACGACCCUUUUGUGCCUUCACUGCCGCUGCCACGGCCGCCGUGACCACCAUUGCUGCCACUGCAGCUGCCUCAGCUUCCACCAAAGACAUUGCCGCUACCCCAAACCCAAAACACCCUUUUCUCCAAGAAGCUCUAAAGUUUUCCUUCGCUAAGCGUUCGCUAUCACUUUGAGGUUCACUCUCUCUAGCCAACUCUUCGGAUCCAGCCGUUGAUUCUUGGAUUGGGGUAUUGUUCCCUUCCAUCCUAGCUGAUUCUCGGAAACUUCUCGGUAUUGGGUUAAGGAGAAAGAGCGUUUGAGGUUAAAGAACAUCGAUGUUUACGCAUUUGGCUUUGGCGUUUUGCGAGUGUUUGAAAAGAAUCUGAGUUAAGUGGAAAUUUCAAUCUUGAUUCACCGGAGAACUUCAUGGCGUUUCUCUGUGCUUCAUGGCGCGUAUUGGGGUUUCAGGCGCAGCACUCCAUAGGGUAUUCCACUCACAUUACCAAAACCAGGUUCUUUUUCCCCUACCUCCGUUCACCGGUUCCAUUUUCAAGCUUAGAUGAUCAAUCAUCUAUUUUGGACGAGGGGUACCAUAUCAAAAACCAACCUCAUUUAGAUGAAAGCUUUGUUCUUGACCAACUCUCUGAUCUAUUUCCCGUACCAAGUAAUACUUUAGCUUCGAAGUCGGAGGGAAAAAAAGAGAUCGUUAGAGCAGUUGAUGGGUUUCUAUUGCCUGAAGAGAAACUGCGUGGUAUUUUUCUUCAGAAUAUGAGAGGGAAGGCUGCUAUAGAGAGUGCUUUAACGAGUGUUUGUGUGGAUUUGGAUCUUGAUAUUGUUGCGAAAGUAGUAAAUCGAGGCAGCUUAGAUGGUAGGAAAAUGGUCUUGUUUUUCAAUUGGGCUAUUCGACAGCCAACCAUUCCCAAAAAUAUUCAAACUUAUCAUAUAAUCCUUAAGGCAUUAGGCAGAAGAAAAUUUCUUAGUUUUAUGGUUGAAGUUUUACAUGAGUUAAAGACUCAAGGGGUUAGUCCAAACUUGGAGACCGUUUCUAUUGUAAUGGACAGUUUCAUUAGGGCUAGACAAGUAUCCAAAGCAAUCCAAAUGUUUCGGAAUUUGGAUGAAAUCGGGUUAGAAUGUGGUACAGAGACUUUGAAUGUGCUUCUUCAAUGUCUAUGCCGUCGAUCCUAUGUUGGUACUGCAAAUUCUCUACUUAAUUCAUUCAAGGGGAAAAUACUGUUUGAUGGUACUACUUAUAAUGUUGUUCUAAAUGGGUGGUCAAAAUUUGGUAGAGUUGGUGAAAUGGAGAAGAUUUUGGAAAUGAUGGUUGCAAAUGGAAUUGAUCCUGAUAGUUUGACUUUUAGUUAUAUUAUUGAGGGUUUUGGGAGAGCUGGUCAAAUUGAUGAUGCAGUUAAAGUUUUUCAGAGCAUGGAAGAGAAAUGUUUGGUCCCAGACACAAGUGCUUACAAUGCUAUGAUUUCUAAUUUUAUAUCUUCUGGGAAUUUUGAUGAAUAUAUGAAGUAUUAUAACAUUAUGUUGAGAAGUAACUGUGAACCAAAUGUUGAUACUUACACCAAAUUAAUUGGUGGUCUUCUGAAAGCCCGGAAAGUAGCUGAUGCACUUGAGGUUUUUGAUCGAAUGUUGAGUAGAGGAAUUAUUCCCAGUACAGGGACUCUAACUUCAUUUAUGGAACCUUUGUGUAGUUUUGGUCCUCCUCAUGCUGUUAUGGUCGUGUAUAGGAAAGCAAAGAGGGUUGGCUGUAGAAUCUCUUUAAGUGCUUUCAAGCUAUUGCUUAUGCGGCUUUCUAGAUUCGGUAAAUGUGGAAUGAUGUUAAGCUUAUGGAACGACAUGCAAGAAUGCGGUUAUUCUUCAGAUAUGGAAGUGUACGAGUAUGUUAUUAGUGGACUUUGCAACAUUGGGCAGCUCGAAAAUGCUGCACUUGUUAUGGAGGAGUCUUUGAGAAAAGGCUUCUGCCCAAGCAGGCGUAUCUGGAGCAAAUUAAAUGGAAAAUUGCUUGCUUCAUAUUGUAGAAAUAUCUAUGUAAAUAGCUUUGUACAGUUAUAUUUAGGGUGUUUUUGACAGCUUAGUUUAGG